AUGUCGUACUGUAGAGCUUUUGUGGUGUUUGCUGCGAUCUUUUUGCAGAGUGUUCUCGUGUAUUCAUGCUCAGUGGUUCAAUCAUCUUUCUACGUCACCCAUCUCGUCAACAGAGGAAUCCCAAAGCUCCAAGUAGGUUUGAUCGGGAUGGUUCCUGGCGUUGGCUUCAUUUGUAGCACCUUUUUUGAUGGCACGGGCUACUUCCUUCAUACCAGGAAGAUGUCCUUGAGAAUAGCUCAGUGCAUGUUUAUGGCUAUAGUCAUAGUAAACUGUGUUGUUAUGGGACUCGUCGAGUUGCUCCCGACAGACUACAACCAACUUUUGGCUGCUAUUCUGAUUAUUCAACGUACCCUUCACGGUUUUCUGGCUUUUCUAACCAGUAAAUUGACGUUGGAAUGCUGCAGAGCAUGGUUUCCUGACCACUUCAAUCUUACAAAUGGGCUCCAGUGUAGUGGUAUGUACUUUGGAGGAUCUCUGGCAAUUCUCAUGGGAGGGUACGUCUACGAAGCUUAUGGCUAUCAGAUGCCUUACGUGUUCACUGGAAUAAUUUGCCUCCUAUUUUGGUUAUACAAUUUAAUUUGCAUGCCAAAAAACUCAGAUCCAGUGAUAGUUAAAGUUAAAGAGGUAGGGGACACUAUUGAAGCUCCGUGGUCCAAAGAAGAAAGGUUAACUGAAGCUGCAAACCCCGGUAAUGUCCCUGAAAUGUCCGAGGACGUAGCUUCAUCCCUGAACCUGUCCUGGCGUGUUGCCAUCCCUGUCGCUGCUAUGAUUCUCACGGUAGUGCUUGAAGGUUUCACGGCCGCCAUAACCACUCCUUACCUGAAAGAUAUCUACGAUAUACCCAUUAGUCGUGGAAGCAGUUACGUGUUCGUGCAGUACAUUGGAUUGAUGAUAGGGGCUGCUAGUUCCGGCUCAAUGUUGCAACUAGGGUGGUUUUCUGCUAGCAAAGUCACAGCAGGAGGGUCAAUUCUCUGUGUUUUAGGCGUGAUGCUUGUCUUCCCAGGCGAGGGUAUCUACUUCCUCUAUAAAGAAGUUCCAAAUAUAGCUUAUCUCGGGAUAUUCCUCCAAGGGUACGGAAGCCAAAUGAUUGGGGUAGCCACCCUUCCAGCACUCGAAGAGACACAUGUAGUAUUAGGUGGAAGACCCUACACAAGCAAAAACAAGUCCACUGCAGCUUCUAUCUGGCUAAGUUCAUGGAUGAUGUCCGUUUAUGGAGGACACUUAGUGGCCUUGAUGGUGAUGGAGCUCAUGAGCUUCAGUAACGGUGGAUGGAUGCUAGCAGUAUUCAGCUCAGUAUCUGUAUUUAUGAGCAUUGCUCAGGAUAUUGCCAUCUGGAGAGCUAAAGCUGCGUUGAAGCGAGCUGAAGUUAAAGUGAGUGUAAUAAAGGUUAACAAAUUAUCUAGAGAAGGAGUCAAGAAUCUAUCUGUGCAAGAUAUGGACUGCUAGCAGGAAGGACUAAUUUCACCUCUGACACUAUUACUUUAAUAGAGGACACUGAACAUGGAACUAUUAUUAGAGUUUAAAUUUAUUGGUGGUCCAUAUCACAUAUGGUACGGGGUAUUGUGUUAGAACUAAAAGGAUUUUAAUGAUUAUAACCAUUUAAUGAGAU
Messenger RNA from Bolinopsis microptera, 1609 nucleotides. RefSeq lists its product as uncharacterized. The record is from RefSeq and is a predicted model, not a curated record. Lineage: Eukaryota; Metazoa; Ctenophora; Tentaculata; Lobata; Bolinopsidae. Gene Ontology annotation, biological process: transmembrane transport. The coding region runs from base 1 to 1446 and encodes 481 amino acids. The transcript has 3 exons. Gene Ontology annotation, molecular function: transmembrane transporter activity.